AACACGAACACCACUUUAAACUCAUGAUCUCCUAACUUUUAUUAGCCCUCUUAAUUGAUUGAUUGACUCUUGUCCUAAUUAAAGAUCAUUAUCAUUAAUUAAAAAAAAUGAGAGACGAGGAUCUCAUAAACAAGAUUGAGGAGACAACCAUAGAUGCCAAUCGUUGUCAACAAGAAACGCUAGCCACCAUCCUUAAUACAAAUGGUAAAGUUGGAUACCUCCGGCGCUACCUCGGAGAUCAGAUAGACGCCGACACUUUUCGUCGAGUCGUGCCGUUGUCUACUUAUGAUGAUUACGCCGAUCAUAUUGAUCGGAUGGCCGAUGGAAUGCCGGAUCACGGCGAUGAGGAUGGUUGUCAUUUUCUCUCAGUUGAUCCACUAAUAUGUUUUUUUCUCAGCUCAGGGACGAGUGGUAUAAAGUCAAAGAUGAUACCAUAUUAUGAUUCAGCAUCGUCUAAGGCCGCCUCCUUCUUGGCUCAUUAUGGCAGCUCAGCCAUCCAACGCAGGUUGUUCCCUCAGAAGGCAUCAGUGAAUAAGAGCCUGUGGUUUAUAUAUGCUAGCAAUGUCACUGUUACAAAAAGUGGGUUCAAGGCAAUGGCUGCAUCAACACUACCUUUAUCAGGCAACAAAGAAACCCAGUCUCAGUUCCUUUCUACAUGUAUCGCUCCUGCACAAGUCGUUAAAGGUUCGAAUUUACAGCAGCAGAUGUACUGUCAUCUUCUAUGUGGCCUUAGAAAGUUUGAGAUUAUAGAUUCUAUACGAGCGCCGUAUGCUAUAGCUUUGAUCAAGGCAUUCUCUGUUCUACAAACCAAGUGGGAGCAGCUUUGUACGGAUCUUGAAUUCGGGUGUGUGACUUCAGAAAUCACAGAUACUGCAAUGCGAGACUCAGUCAAUGAACUUCUCGGUGGGCCUCAGGAAGAAAUCGCUCACAGGGUUCGAUCAAUUUGUCAAGAAAAGGAUUGGGGAGGGAUUAUUGGUAAGCUAUGGCCAAAUGCUAGAUUUGUCAGGUGUAUUACUACAGGGAGUAUGCAACAGUAUUACAAGAAACUGAAGCACUAUGCAGGUGAUAUACAGUUGUUAGGUGGUGAGUAUUUUGCUUCAGAAUGUUGUGUGGGUAUCAACAUGGAUAGUAUACAACCUCCUGAAACGACCCGUUUUGUCAUGCUCCCAACUGCGGCUUACUUUGAAUUUCUUCCAUUCGAUUUAAACGAUAAUGAUAAUGGUUUUCCAUCUGAAGAAACAGUUGAUUUUUCUGAGGUGGAAGUGGGGAAGAUGUAUGAGGUUGUUGUGACUACUUACAGAGGAUUGUAUCGCUAUCGUUUAGGUGAUAUAGUAAAAGUGGUAGGCUUCUAUAACUCAUCACUUGAACUGGAGUUUGUCAUGAGAGCUCCUAAAAAUGCUAAUGAAGUUUUGACUGAGAGAGACUUGUUCAGAGCUGUUGAGAACUUGGAGCUUGCAGGGGGAAGUCUGUUACAUGGGCAGAUAGUAGAGUUUUCCGCUUUUAUGGACUUAGAUUCAGCAACUAAACGCGUAAAGAUCUUUCUUGAGUUUUCUGACGGAUGUAUGCUUCUAAGUAAAGAGAAGAAAGACGAGUUGAUUUUGGUUCUUGAAAGCUGCCAGUCUACUAUUGAAGAUGGAUUGGGAGCCAUGUAUAAUCUGAAGAGAGGGAACGGAGAAAUCGGGACUUUAGUGUUAUCAGUUGUGCAGUCUGGCACCUUUGAUUUGUUACUCCACAAGGCUGUUGAAAAUGGUGCUCCUGCUAGUCAGUAUAAGCCACCCAAAAUCAUUAGAAAACAGGAAAUGUGUUCUUUUAUGGAUGCUAAUUCAGCUUUGACAAUAUGUUUCAAUUGAUCUUGAAGAUAACCAUACAGUAAAUGCGAGUUUAUUUA
This is a messenger RNA of Spinacia oleracea (spinach), 1888 nucleotides long. RefSeq names its product probable indole-3-acetic acid-amido synthetase GH3.6. NCBI's taxonomy places the organism in Eukaryota, Viridiplantae, Streptophyta, Magnoliopsida, Caryophyllales, Amaranthaceae. The record is from RefSeq and is a predicted model, not a curated record. Gene Ontology annotation, cellular component: cytoplasm. The coding region runs from base 108 to 1850 and encodes 580 amino acids. The transcript is spliced from 3 exons. Gene Ontology annotation, molecular function: acid-amino acid ligase activity.